Molecule: messenger RNA, 207 nt
Organism: Linum tenue
Lineage: Eukaryota; Viridiplantae; Streptophyta; Magnoliopsida; Malpighiales; Linaceae
Source: the annotation of a GenBank genome assembly
AUGGAAAGCGGGAACAAGGGCUCUUCAGCAGGAAGCAACAACAAUCAGGCUGCAUCUUCUGCAAAACCUGCUGCUGCUGCUGCUGGCUCCUUUUCUGCAGCAACUGGCUCUGGCACCAUGAAGGCCCCUGGAGCUGACCAUCACAUUUUGAGGGCUGAGUUUGAGAAGAACCCUUCUGCCUACUUCCAGAAUCUCCACAAGAAGUAG